GCCGCCCUGGGCACACUACGCGUUUUUCGUCUACCGUCACGCGAGCCGAUGCACGCGAGUGAGAACACGUGUGGAUCACUGUGAAUCACUUUCGCACGCGUCCGAAAUCCGACCGUUCCACCCGUACGUCGCCCCUCUUCGAUCCACGUUUCGUCGUCCUCCGCGAUAAAUGUUUAGUUAUUCUCAUGAACAAGUGAAUAAUAUUGUAAUCGCCAGGAAGAACGAUUUAUGAUCGUUAAUAAAAAUAAUUAGCAUCCUAGAGACCCUUUGGGACUGGCGUCUCCGACGGCGGUAGACGGGAAUCGAAUGCCGACUGUCCCCGAUGUCGCGUCGUAUCGCAGCGAUCGACAAGAGGAUCCGGAAAUCGCCGAGGAUGCCAAUCGCGUCCACGAGGUCGUUGCGGAAAAGCAAAAGGCGUAAUCCGUUUAAAAGAGUCUCGAGGUGAACCGCCGCGCCGAGGACGAGUCGACCACGAGCCGACGAGUCUGAACGAAAAGUGACCGUACGAUUUUACGUAUCGAAUUUGAGAAGAGAUUUCCGUCGUCGAUCGAAACAAAACGACGUCGACUGAGUCGUGCUAAUUUUUGAAAUGGAGAAGAUUGGACCGAUCGCAUCUUCCUUCUGUUCCGAAACUGUGUGCUUCUUCCUGUGAAAUAUUUUCCAUUAGAAUUGCAAGAUCGUCGGACGUUAAAAGUACACUUAAUUAUAAUCGAUGAAGACUUUGCCGCUGUAUAAUAAUCUCUGUGGGAUUGAAAACGAAGGAACGAGAGGAUAACGAGCGAAACCGAGGUUCCAUCGUGAAAAACGAACAAAAAGGUGACCGUCGAAGUUGGAGAAGAAAUUGCUUAAGGAACAAACUUCCUCGCGAUUCUUCCACCGAUUCUAAUAAAAGAGAGAUUAGAAUGUGCGGCGAUUAUUUUACGAUUGAUCCGAAUCACGGUAAAGGGAAAUGAUCGAAUCCGACGGAGAGAUUAAUCGCCGUUUCACUUCGCCGCAGAUAACCUUUCAUCACGCUUCAUUGACUCUCAGAGGAAAAUAUCGUCGCUCAAUUAUUUUGCAUCGACAGAAACGAUCGAGAAGUGAAAAUGUGUGAACGUCCAAAGCGCAGGAUUUCGCAUUUUUUUAUCUGAACACGGUCUUACGACUCGAAGUUAAUUGGUCAGUUUGAAGUUACAUCGUUGGAAGAUCACUCGGGGUCAGUUUAUACAAUAGCGAAUUCCGCAAUUGACAGUAAUGUACACAGAAACUUGUAUUGAAUUUAAACAUCGGGAAUUAAACGACGUUCGUACAAAAGCAAUCGUCCGUUGACGGAGACCGAACUUUCAAGUGUUCUGAGAAUACUCUGAAUAACACGUUAAAUCGUUUAUAAUAGACGACCGAAGACUCUUUAUCAUUUUAAUUUAUCUAAUCGAGUUCGAGCGAAAUUAACAUUUUAAACCGACGGUAAAUCGAUAAAUAUUAAUGCACAGUGCAUCAGACGCGUAUCAGUAAUGAAAUGAUGGUGUUUGAAUAACGUCGUUUCCGAUCCUCUCCUAUCCAUUCUUAUUUUACUACGAAAUUCGUUUUAUCGCCGAGUGACCCGUAAACAUCCUCCCCGAUAAUUAAUGUGCAAAUUCGAAAAUCGAAUAAUUGGAAAAAAGGUGAACCAUGAAAACGCAUCGUGCGGUGAAAUAAACGAGUGAGGGAAACGAAAGAGGGAAUUGGUCGUUAAUUGCAAUACGAUAUUAAUCAGAAUCCAUUAAACGAAUAAAUAUUUAAAAAAAUGUAUUAUCAAGUGGUGAUAAAAAUAAUGACGAUCUCUAAUUCUCUUGUCCCGACUUAAGUUAAGAACCUCGACAUGACAUUAAGAAAGUAACAGUGUUUGGAUUUUUAAAUAAUUCAUCGAUGAAAAAAGGGUGAAUCUGGAAAAGCGAAGACGACCAUGAACAGGCGGGACCGGCCGAUGGUUGGUGGUCAGAUGAACGGAAGUUCGUGUUGGUACAGAGCCUCGGGAUGUUGCAAGCUGUUAUGCUAGGCAGCGGUCCGGGCCGAGGCAGACACGAAUGGUAUCCGGGAUUUUAUUUGCAACGAGGACGACUUGGAUGCAGGAUGAACCGCGGCGAACAGGAGACGUUGUUCAGACAGAGCAGGCAAUUAACGAGGAUCGUACCGUCGCAGGAGGACAUGGUGCUAAGCGUGCUGAAAUCACCGAUCAGUCAGCAUCAGCAACGACACCAGUGUCACCCCGAGUACCAUGUUAACUGCCAGGAUUACCAGAAUUACAAGAAGUGCAUACAUUCAGGUGAUGCGAACGAGAGUUUUCCAAGGGGCAAGGAGCAAUGCUCUAGGCUUGCGGAGAAACGAUCGAGCGCCGCGGCCGCGUACGCCGCCCUGCAGACGAGCGAGGGCGAACUCGUGCCGAAGCACAGCCUCGAGUCCGAAGAGGCUGCCCUGAAGACGCCCGGCAGCGAGACGGAAGACACCGAGGACACGGAAGAGAACGCGAUGAGAGUGGAAGAGGCGGCGGCCUCGCCCAACUGUCGUUUCACGUUUCUUAGACGGUUCCGGUCGCCACGUUUCGGCGAGGCGCAUCACAAAAGGGUGCCCACGCCGUUGAAGAGGAAGUAUCGUAGGAAGAAGGAGAAAGAUGAUAUUAUAAACGACGACAUGAACACCACCGAGGAGCAACCGCCCAGUUUGAACCAAGGCGUGCCCGAUCCUUAUUACCCGAUCUACCUGCCCAUCGAUCAGGCCUUCAAAGCCAAGUACGUGUUUCAUCACAAGAAAGGGAAAACCUUCCAGGAGAGGCUCUACGUGUUCCUGGAACACCCUGGAGGCUGGAUCUGUUUCGUCUAUCAUUUCACUGUGUUCAUGGUGGUACUGGUGUGCCUCAUAUUUAGUGUCUUGUCAACGAUAGACCAGUACAGUAGCUUUGCGAACGAAACACUUUUUUGGAUGGAAAUAUGCUUGGUGGUGUUCUUCGGAGUGGAGUAUAUGGUGAGAUUAUGGAGUGCCGGCUGCAGAUCAAAGUACAUGGGCUACUGCGGCAGGCUCCGUUUCAUACGGAAACCGAUUUGUAUCAUAGAUUUAAUUGUGGUGGUCGCGUCCAUGGUGGUGUUGACGGUGGGAAGCAACGGCCAGGUGUUCGCCACUUCCGCUAUAAGGGGUAUCCGAUUUUUGCAGAUACUCCGAAUGCUCCACGUGGACCGGCAGGGUGGCACGUGGCGACUUCUCGGCUCCGUCGUUUUCAUUCAUCGUCAGGAAUUGAUCACGACGUUGUACAUCGGGUUCCUAGGUCUUAUUUUCAGCAGUUACUUUGUGUACCUUGCCGAAAAAGAUGCUGUCGGGCCCGAUGGAAAAACAGACUUCUCCAGCUACGCCGACGCUCUUUGGUGGGGCGUGAUUACUGUGACUACGAUUGGUUACGGUGAUACUGUCCCCCAGACGUGGAUGGGGAAAAUAGUCGCCUCGUGUUUUAGCGUGUUCGCUAUAUCUUUCUUCGCACUUCCAGCGGGGAUACUGGGCUCGGGGUUCGCGCUGAAGGUUCAGCAGAAGCAACGGCAGAAGCACUUCAACCGGCAGAUACCGGCGGCCGCGAUGCUGAUUCAGUGCCUGUGGAGGUGUUACGCCGCGGACAAGGCGAUAAACAGCGUGGCCACGUGGAACAUCUACAUCAAGGACCCAGCGCCGACCGGGCAGCCGUCGACGCCGUUGGGAAAGGUAAGAUCCCCGCUUCAUAUCUGGCCGAGUUCAGUGGCAGUAGCUACUACAUAGCCGUUGGUUGUUGGUGUUCCUAGCUGCUUACGAUGUCCAAAGAACUUUUUCGCCGACGAACUACUCGAUAUUUCGUUCUUCUGUAUUCUAUUUUCCGCUGGAUCACGUGUAUCAGUCAUUCUCGGAUCAUUUAAUAAUCCGGAGCGCCUAGAAAUAAAUAUUAACGAGUCACGCGAAGCGUGAUCAGCUCAGAUCACUCUAACAGUUUUAAACACCGGGCAAAAGGAAUAAUUUCAAAGUCAAUAAUCGAUCCUAUUUUUAAUUUACUAUUUUUUAUUUAAAUACCAAAGAUAGUCGAAUUGAAAUGCUGAUUCUUUAAUUCUAGUCGCUCCAUUAUUUGAAUCGAAAGAUUCAUCUCAUUUCCUAGUGAGUCACGGAAAAUGCAUCUUGUUUCGAUAGUGUAUCGAAUUCCCGGGUAAAUCGGCUCUAUACGAAUUACGAGAGACGCAAGCUUCUCUUCUUCCGCGGUUAGAACGUUUCGCCAUUAGCAAACGAUUCUCGUGAAGUGACAGUAUUAUAUUUCUAGCAAGUUUUCUUUCAAUGCAGUUAAAUUCGCUAUUAAAUGAUUUUUAGUUCACAUCUCGUCGAACUUUGAAUUAUCAAGCAGGGAAACUUUUCUUUCUAAUAUUGUUAAUAAUAUGUCGCUCGUUCGUGGCUUAAAACGUUUCAGGCAUUCUGUGCAAUAAAUCUAUUUCACUUGGCCGAUUGAUAAUAAAAAUAACGAUAAAAGUGCAAAAGGGAAUACAGGGAAAAAAGAGAAUAGAGGCGGUGAUUCGGGUAAAGCGAAAUUCCGUGUGGCCCGUGGCCGACCGAUUCGUCGCGCGAUAGUUCGUUUAAUAAAUCAUAAAAUCAUGCAGAGAAAUUUGGCAGUGGAUGGAUGCAAACAGAGAAUGCGAAUUCUGCUCGGUGUUUCUCGAUGUUAAAUGCCGUUCAGUUGUACGCGGAAUAAAUAACUAUAAAUGAUCGUGAGUGUUGCUCGUGAUUAUUCGUGUGUUUUAACGCAGUUUCGAAUUACGCUUAAAACGCUUCUAUACAUUUACGUACACACACGCAUACAUACGUACAUGUUUAAUAACGACGUUUAAUUUCUUGACUGAUCUUCAAAAUUGGAACCAGUGUUCCAGGCAAAUAAAAAAUGAAACUGCUCGAAUUACUGUUGUUUUAUUAUUGAAACGUUCAGCGAUCAAUUUCAAUUUUUACUUCGAGUACCUCGCGUGUUGUGCACACAAUAAUUUAAUA
Messenger RNA from Ceratina calcarata, 4992 nucleotides. RefSeq names its product potassium voltage-gated channel subfamily KQT member 1-like. Gene Ontology annotation, cellular component: voltage-gated potassium channel complex; membrane. The coding region runs from base 1993 to 3753 and encodes 586 amino acids. The transcript has 9 exons. The record is from RefSeq and is a predicted model, not a curated record. Gene Ontology annotation, molecular function: voltage-gated potassium channel activity. Gene Ontology annotation, biological process: potassium ion transmembrane transport. Lineage: Eukaryota; Metazoa; Arthropoda; Insecta; Hymenoptera; Apidae.